Molecule: messenger RNA, 255 nt
Organism: Blepharisma stoltei
Lineage: Eukaryota; Ciliophora; Heterotrichea; Heterotrichida; Blepharismidae
Source: the annotation of a GenBank genome assembly
AUGAAAGGUUGGAAGUUUGGGAGGAAGAAAAGUGUUGUUUCUUGCUGAGCUAAAGACACUUAUUGAGAAGAAGCUCAAUGUGAUGUUCUUCUCGCUUGAAUUGGAGGAGUUCUGGGUCUAUUGAUUGCUAGAAACCUUUGUUUCGAUUGCGUGAUGCUCACUUUUAGAAUGUAUUUCUUUAUUGGAUUUAAUUCGAAAUUAGGUUAUUUUAACAAAUGAAUAAAAAUUUGCUGGUGAUUUCUCUGUUUAUUAUAA